Molecule: messenger RNA, 3036 nt
Organism: Indicator indicator
Lineage: Eukaryota; Metazoa; Chordata; Aves; Piciformes; Indicatoridae
Gene: UBA7
Product: ubiquitin like modifier activating enzyme 7
Exons: 24
Coding region: 1-3036 (1011 amino acids)
Biological process (GO): protein sumoylation
Cellular component (GO): SUMO activating enzyme complex; cytoplasm
Molecular function (GO): SUMO activating enzyme activity
Source: RefSeq, a predicted model, not a curated record
AUGGCGGGCAGCGACGAGCAGCGGCUCUACUCGCGGCAGCUGUACGUGCUGGGCGGCGGGGCGCGGCGGCUGGCAGAAGCGUCGGUGCUGGUGUCGGGGCUGCGGGGGACCGGAGCGCAGGUGGCGGCGGCCCUGGUGCUGGCAGGAACCGGGUGUGUCGUCCUGCACGACAGCGGAGCCGCCCGCACGGCCGACCGCGCCCACCAGUUCCUCCUGGGGGAGAAUGAUGUAGGCCGGAACCGUGCCGAGGUGUCCCAGCAGGCCCUGGCUGAACUGAACCCUCAUGUAGUGGUGGCAACUCAUACUGGGGAGCUGUCGGAAGCCUUCCUUGCUUCCUUCCAGGUGGUGGUGCUGACUGAAUCCCCGCUGGAGGAGCAGCUCUGCAUUGGGGACUUCUGCCAUGCCCGGGGCAUCUGCUUCAUUGUGGCUAACACCAAGGGGCUGGCAGGGCAGCUGUUCUGUGACUUCGGGGAGCACUUUGUUGUUGAGGACCCAGCAGAAGGGGACCCAGUGUGUGCUGCUGUGCAGCACAUCUCCCAGGGCAACCCAGGUGUGGUGACAUGCAUGGGGACAGAAGACAGCCGUGGCCACCUCUUCUGCGACGGUGACCUGGUGACAUUUUCUGGUGUGGAGGGGAUGACAGAGCUGAAUGACCAGAAGCCCAUCCCUGUGCGUGUGCUGGAUGCUUUCAGGCUGGAGAUUGGGGACACCAGCUCCUUCUCUCCCUACCGCUGUGGGGGCCUAGUCCUGCAGGAGCGGCUGCCCCAAGUGCACUCCUAUAAGUCGCUGCACCAGGCACUGGCAGAUCCCAAGAUCCAAGUGGCAAGUGCUGAGGAGCUGCCACGCAGCCACAGCCUGCAUGCCGCAUUCCAGGCCCUGCACGCUUUCUGCAGGGAGCGGGGCUGCCUGCCCCGACCCAGAGCACAAGCAGAUGCUGAGCGGGUGCUGGAGCUGGCACGGAGCCUGAGGACACGACAGGGUCUCCUGGAUGAGAAUGUUGUGCGAGCCUUUGCCAGCGUGAGCGCAGGGGACCUGUGCCCCAUGGUUGCAAUUGUUGGGGCCAUGGCAGCUCAGGAGGCACUGAAGGCCAUCACUGGGAAAUUCCUGCCCCUGGACCAGUGGUUGUACUUUGAUGCCCUGGAGUGCCUGGAGCUGGAGGGGGCCAUGCAGCUGACAGAAGAGGAUUGUGCUCCGAGGGGCACUCGCUACGAUGGCCAGAUCGCCGUCUUCGGGACCACCUUCCAGGAGCAGCUGGGCCACCAGAAGUACUUGGUGGUGGGAGCCGGUGCUAUUGGCUGUGAGCUGCUGAAAAACUUUGCCAUGAUGGGGCUGGCAGCAGGACCGGGUGGGGACCUCACUGUCAUCGACAUGGACACAGUUGCUCUCUCCAACCUCCAUCGGCAGCUCCUGUACCGCUCAUCAGAUAUAUCAAAGCCAAAGUCAGUGGUGGCCGCAGCAGCCAUGCAGCGCAUGAACCCUGAUGUCAGGGUGACAGCUCACCAGAACCAGAUGGGACCUGCCACUGAGUCACUCUAUGGGGAUGACUUCUUCCAGCGCCUGAAUGGUGUCACCAGUGCCUUGGACUCUCUGGAGGCUCGUGCCUACUUGGAGAAUCGCUGCCUCCACUGCCUCACGCCACUGUUGGACUCAGGCACUGAGGGGCCACGGGGGAACGUCCUGGCCAUGGUGCCCUUCCUGACCAAACCACUGGAGCCAGCCGGUGCUCCUGAGGAUGGCACCUUCCCCUUCUGCACCCUGCGGUACUUCCCCCGCACCAUCCAGCACACACUGCAGUGGGCUCGUGAUGAGUUCGAGGGGCUCUUCCAGCUGCCCGCCGAGCACGUAAACCGCUUCAUGAAAGACCCAGCUUUCCUGGAGCAGCUGCCAGCAGGGAAGGCCCUGGAGGUCUUGGAGCAAGUGCAGAAGAGCCUUCAGGAGCGGCCACAGAACUGGCAGGACUGCGUGCACUGGGCCCACCGGCACUGGCAGAGCCGUUACCAUGAUGCCAUUGUCCAGCUGCUGCACACCUUUCCCCCAGAGCAUGAAACCAGCCCAGGUGUCCCCUUCUGGACAGGAGACAGGAGCUGUCCUCAUCCACUGAGAUUUAACCCUGAUAACAACACCCACCUGCAGUACAUCCUGGCUACUGCCCACCUCUUUGCCCAAGCCCACAAGGUGCCUCCAUGCAGUGACCAGGCAGCCAUCCAGACCAUCCUCCGCAGCACGGUCCUGCCGCCCUUCCAACCCCAGGAGGAGCUCAACAUCCCUCUCACUGAGGAGCAGGAGGAGGUGCAUUCGCCUGAGGGCAUCCCUGUGCCCUCAGACCAUGGGCGGCUGGUGAAGCUCACCCAGGAUCUGGUUCAGAAAAAACAGGAGCUGCUAGAGGGUGAGGAGGUACAAGUGCCUCUGAUGGAGCCCAUCCACUUUGAGAAGGACAAUGACAUCCACGUGGACUUCAUCACAGCAGCAUCCAACCUGCGUGCAGAGAACUAUGGCAUCCCCCCUGCUGACUGGCUGAUGAGCAAGAGGAUUGCUGGGCGGAUUGUGCCUGCCAUCAUCACCACCACAGUGGCUGUGGCCGGUCUGGCGUGCCUGGAGGUCUACAAGCUGGUAUGGGGCUGCCAGGACCUCAAGUGCUACCGCAACAGCAACCUCUGCCUGUCUGACUGCCUACUGCUCCGCAUUCAGCCCCUGCCACCCACCACCUAUUGGUACGGCGGGAGGGAGUGGAGCUGCUGGGACCGGCUGGAGAUGCAGGCAGUCAGUGCAGAUGGGCAGGAGAUGACGGUGCAGGAGGUGCUGGACUGGCUGCAGAGGACAUAUGGCUGGACUGUGACCAUGCUCCUGCACGGCUAUACCGUGAUCUAUGACAAGGAGGAGGAUGAAGAGAUAUGGGCCCGACAGCAGGCACAGAGGUUAUCAGAGAACCUGGAGGACGCCAGGGAGAGGCGGCGACUGGAGUUGCUGUAUGUAUGUGAGGGAGAGGAUGCUGAGGCCAGUAAUAGCCGUCCCCCUCUCCUCUGCUCCCUACCCUGA